UUCGGAUUAACAAACCGGCGUUAUGGGUCGCUGCGCAAGGUGUCAGUUACCAAUUUAAAUGUCAGAAUCAAAAUAAACAAAUCCUUGGGCAGUUUGCGAAUGAAGAUUUCUGAUUAUUUACUAGGAUUUUUUGUUUGUCACAAGUACCGUUAUUGAUAAAGUAGGAAAGAUUUGUACGAGACAAAAUAACGAAAAUGUCCCGAUCGAAAAAGAAAGAACCAGGAAUGAGUGCCGAAGAUUUAAAAAGGCAAAUGUACCAGUCACUUCAAUCAGCGGGUGUUCUUAACAACUUGAAGGGAUAUCUUCGACAAAGUGUAAUAAAUGAAUUGAGAGGAAAACAUCAGGGAAGCCGGGCUGAGAAUGAUCUUGAUCUGUUAGCAGCAACAAUGAAGAAAAAUGCCGAAUCCACAUGGAAUCAGAAAGUUGUUGACAAUCUAAUUCUUCAUCAUCUGAAACAGAGUCGUUAUCUUUAUUCUCUCUCGUUAUUUCAACAAGAAUCAGGGAUAGAUGAAUAUGACGAGGCAUUGACUGAAGAACUUCUUUUACGACUGGGAGCGUCUCCUGAUCUUCUGCGUAACCAUAACGACAAAGAAAACAACCAAUCAUUUCCAUCACCAAAUUCAAGUUCCACUCCUGUUGCCGCAGACAAUGGUUCAAAAUCACUCAUGUGGAAACUUCUCUCAAGAGUGUCGUCAGCACAAAAUCUUUCUACAAAAUUAAAUCAAGAUUCGUUAAAGGAAAUGAAGCAAAAUCCGAAACCUAUGUCUCUUGCUGACAAGCUGCAAGCUGUUGAUACUGAAAUGGAUUAUACACUACGAGAGCGACGUCAAGGUGACAUUGAUUAUUGUCAAUCUGUUGCUACUCUUGCUAGUGCCACCAGAAGGGCUGAGGAAGUUGCAGAUAAACGAGCGAGAGAAUCAUUUGAACAGUGGAAGAAAGUAGAGCUCGUUGCCAUGAGAGUUUCAGAAUCAGAGAAAGCUAGAGAACAGAUCCUCAGUAAAACUAGAGAACUUGAGAAUGAUUAUUCACAACGAAAGGAAGCUUUGGUUUCAAGAGAAAAGAAUGCGAUUGAAAGAUUGAGCAUACAGAAAGAGUCUUUAGAGAAAGAUCUUUAUCAACAACGUCAAUUACUUCUGUGUGAACUGGAGCAAAUCAGAAUGAGAGAGAAAAAUUUACAAGAGAGAGAACUAAUGAUGCGUGACAUGGAAUCUGUCAAACUCAAGGAAUUGGAUUUGAUGAAAUCAGAUGUUUUGAACCAACAAAGGUCAAAUGUCAUAGGUCAAACAACAGGGGUCAAAGUUCCAACUCCGGAAAGAACUCGGAGGGAUUCUGUUGUGUCAUCAUGUGCGGAAUCAUUGCGGAAAUCUUUGACAGGCAGAGAAAGUCGUCAACUGGAUGAAGUUUUGAGAGAAUUAGACUCUCGUUCUGGUGAAGCAGAAAUGUUAAGGAGAGAACUUGAAACACUGAAAGGAGAAUUAACUGAAACUAAGAGUCAUGUUCGGAAAAUAACUGAACCAAAACCGUCUCCAAGACAACGGAAUGAGAUUUCACCCAGAACUAGCAAUGAGAAUGAUUCAUCUUUAAGAAAAAGAUUGGAUGAUUUAAGCAGACAACUGAAUGACUGGAAGAAACAGGAUAGAGCUGAAAAAGAAGCCAAUAUACAGAAUGAGAUUGGAAGAUGGAAAACUGAAGUUUCAAAACUUUCUGAUGCUCGUGAUAAAUUAGAUGAAAAACAGAGACAACUUGAGCAAAUGACAUCGAGAAUUCAAACUAGAAUCAAUUCCGAACCAAAAGAUUCUGCCUCUCCUCGCUUCAAUGAACCUGCUUCAAAAAGUCUUCGAAUUCUUAUGGAUGACGUCACAAAGGAGCCAUCCAUCCGUGACUAUGACCCCGUACAUCCAGGUCAUGUGAGAUGGGCAGAUGAGAUGCCAUACUCUGUGCAACCUAGAUUAACUGAGGGUGGUCGGAGUCCGCGUUAUUCAUCCCAUAAUACUACAGGAAACUCAAAUCUAGACUUUGAUGACUCUAGCACAACCACCUCCUCUGGUGAUCUCUCAACAUCAGGACUGAGACAGGAUAUACAGAACAAAUUUCGAACCCUUGAGAAAGAAUCUGAAGACUUGGAACAAAUGUAUAAGAGAUAUAUCCAGUCAAAUUAUAAGCAUAUAUCUCCUGAUGUACCUGGAUACAGUCAAAGGCAGUUGUUACCAAGGCAUGACUUGAAAACAUCUCACAGAGAGAAGCCUCGAAGCUCAACAGCCGCUAAAUCAGUCUCUCGGACCAGCAACAAGCCGGCCAAUAAACCACAAACCAAAUCAAAUCCAACUACCAUACCAGAAUACCAAUCAAAACCAACUGGAACAAUACAUACAAAACCAUUGGAAAUGGAAAAAACAUCACCAAUUACCUUGAAUGAAAAUACAGACGAUAUCAAUCAAAGCCAAGGUCCUAUACCACUCAUAAACUUGGAAAAGAAGCACGAUUCGUCAGAAUCUAGCAUAGCUUCAAGUGUAUCUGCGAACAACAAUGAACGUUCUUUCAAUGCAGAAGAGGAGAAAUUAGCAUUGUCUCACCCCGAGCAACAGCAAAUACCAUUCAAAGACAAAUUAGAAAGCUUCUCUUCCCAAAAAGGUAAAAAACAUUCAGAUUCAAACACGCCUAGUUUGUCUGAAGACCCCAAACCCCUCAGCGACAUACUGAAACCCAAACCCACUGUGCGACAAUCCACUUUACACCCGAUUACAACUCCACCCACGAAAUUACCCCCAAUAUCUCCCCAAGACGGGGAGUCAUCUCCUCUUGCUGUAUCUGACCUUCUGACUGGUGAAUCGGAGAAGGAAAAAUCUAAGCCUAUUGUUUCUUCACAAACAAUGCUUCCGGAACUCAAACCAAGAUCUUUUAUGAUGUCACAACCUGAAGCUACAGUGAACAGCCAAUCAGAUUCAAUAAGCGAAGAGUUACUGUCAUCAACUUCAUCGGAAAUGAGUGACCCAUUACGAAGGUCAUCAUUAGAAGUAAAAUCUCCAUUCGAACGUUCGUCACUUCUUGAGAAAAAGAGAGAGGAACUGCAACAUGUUGGUGGAAUUUUUGAUUCAUUGGAACUACCGAAGCAUGACGUAAAGUCAUUAGACCAUGAAGAACCAGAUAAGCAUGACGUUCAAUCACCGAAGCGCGACUUAAACCUUGGCUUAGAUUUUCGUAACGUUGGUGACAUUGAAAACCUUUUGCAAAGUAUUGAUAAAAGCAGCGCUCGCAGCUUAGAUUGUGAGACUGACCGAGGACUCGCCGAAUUGCUCAACCAAGUGGAACCAAAAGCGUCAGUGACAUCACAAAAAGAUCUUGGUUUUCCUCUGAUGUCACAAAGCCAACAGAAACAACCAGUUGUUACAUCACAAACGAUGUAUAGUGCAGAUGAAGACAGCUUAUCAAGAAAUGUUGGAGAUAAGAUAAAGAAAGCUGAUAAAGAAUCUAAAUCUUCAUCAGAAAGAGAUCCGAAUUUGUUGAGCGAUAAAUCAAAUGACUAUUCAGAUGAAUUUUUGUCUUCAACAGAUUCAAAAACAGCUUCGGAAGUCAAAACAAUGUCUGAUUUUGAACCUUCCUCAACUUCAAUUCCACACAUAGAUGAUAAGGUCACAGGAAUGCAACAAAGCAAUGAUGAAGAUAAGUCUGGUGCUGACGCAAAUUGGUCAACUUUACAACUGGAUAAGUCAGGAGAAUUUGCUGGUUUCGAUCACGCAAAACAGCAAGUACAGUCACCGAGAAUAUCAGAGAAUCGCCAAAAGGAAAACCAGAAUGUAGUUGAUGUUUUCGAGGAAUCGCAAUCUUCUGAUUCCAUUGAUGCUGGUAGCAGGGGAGAGAAGAAAUCUCAGUCCAGUGGUGAUGAUUUCUGGUAGAUAAGGAUGGAAUGUUGUUUUGGAAUCCUCUAGCGAGGACGAUAAAACAAUUCUACAUCGUGUCGGAUCGGUGUGGUGUACUUACCAGCUUCCGCUUUAUUCUUUUUUUCAUACCAUUUUGGUACUUGGAGGUUGAUGACGUCUGAUACGAUGGAACAUUGUGCGAUCUUUAAAACUUUGUUUUUGUUUUGUAUCAUAUCAUAACUGGGUUCUGGAAUGUUCAAUUGAAUAUCAGCUCUUCUACAUUUGUGUCACCUGCUAUAUUUGUAUUACAAGUGUUAACGUAUAUAUAGCUUUCACUAUGUCAGUGGUCUGUUGUGACUUUUAUUAGUAUACCAUUUUUAGUGUAACCUCAUUUUCAUUUCAAAGCCUACUCAAAUGCGCCAGAUUUGUGGACGAAAAAUUACAACUCCUCAGCUUUUACCCAACAAAAAAAACUUUUCAUGCCUGGAAUUUACCCUGAAAGCUGGCUUCAGUAGGUUUUAAUAGAAAAAAAGAAGUUUUCGAACUCGGACUCAAUUUUCUCCUCUAAAGUAUUAUAAAAUGGGGUUGACAAUUAUUAAAUCAUAAGGUUAGGGAAAUUCCAAAUCUAUUGUAUGCAUCAGUGGCAGAUAGAGCCAGUUACAUUGGUCUUCAAGCCGCACAGAUAUUUUUAAUAAUAAUCAUCAUUUUUUACUUAGUUUAUUUCAUGGAACGAGGUACGGUUAUCGGUGAAGGCUUGAAUUACAAUAUAUUUUUGCAUGCUUUAGAAUCCUCUGUACUUAUAGUUUUAUAUAGUAAAGUAUUUUAUAAUACAAAUGUA
Molecule: messenger RNA, 4695 nt
Organism: Styela clava
Lineage: Eukaryota; Metazoa; Chordata; Ascidiacea; Stolidobranchia; Styelidae
Source: RefSeq, a predicted model, not a curated record